AUGGCACCGUACUCGGUGGGCUGGGCGGAGAGCGAUGCCGGGCGCCAGUGGGCGGGGCCUUACCCCGUGGGCGUGGUUAACGUAAGGCCGGGCGCCAGUGGGCGGGGCCUAGAGUUCGGCCGGGAGAGGAGAGUCUUCAUUCUACUUGAGCUCUUAGCCCGGCGCACGCGGGGGCCCCCAGGCUGCCGCCAACACCCCAGCGGAGUGGAUAUCCGAGACGAAGCUGAACCACAGGCUUAUAUCUUAGAGACCCCCAGGACCCUGGACCAUCCAGGCCCCCAGGCGCCCCCUACUCCCUUUCACCCCCACGCCUGCAGCCCUGGCCUCUCUCUCCCUCACUCUCCAGCCUGGGGCUGUUCAGAUCUUGCCUGCUAUACCGACUACCUCCAGACAGUCACCUGUGUCUUGGAGAUGUGGCCUGUCCACCCGCGCACACUCACCCUAACCUGGCAAGACCUGCAUGGAGAACUGGAGGAUGAGGUCACCACCUGCUGCCUCUACCUGUCCACCCACAACGCCACCCACGCAUGGUACACGUGCCACAUGGAUGUGUCCUACUUCCUGGCCGAUGACAUUUUCACUGUCAACAUGACGGACCACUCAGGCAAACAGUCCCAGGAAUGUGGCAGCUUUAUCCUGGCAGAAAGCAUCAAACCAUCUCCCCCCUUCAACGUGACCGUGACCUUCUCGGACCACUAUAACAUCUCCUGGAGCUCUGAUUAUGAAGACGCCGUCUCCUACACAUUGAAGGGCAAGCUGCAGUAUGAGCUUCAGUACAGGAGCCGGAGCGCCCCCUGGACUCUGAGUCCAGGGAGGAAGCUGAUCUCUGUGGACGUGAGAAGUGUCUCUCUCCUUCCCCUGGAAUUCCACAAAGGCUCGAGCUAUGAGGUGCAGGUACGGGCAGGGCCCCAGCCCGGCUCCUCCUUCGAGGGCACCUGGAGUGAGUGGAGUGGCCCGGCCGUCUUUGAGACCCAGCCAGAGGAGACGGACGGCAGGACCGGGGGACAGUACCAUGACCUUUGGCUGCUGUUCAUUGCAGUCCCUGUCCUCUUGGCCCUGAGCUACCUGCCUUGGAGGUUCUGGAAGAAGGUGUGGGGCCAGGUGCCCAGCCCAGAAUGGUUCUUCCAGCCGCUGUACAUGGGCCACCACGGGGACUUCAAGAAAUGGGUGGGCACACCUUUCACUGCCUCUAGCCUGGAGCUGCAACCCGGGGCCCCAGGGGCGCCCUUGACCCUGGAGGUACAAAGAUGCUGGCCCUCACACAGUCCAGCCAAAGGGCCAGCACCCACACAGCUGCCGGACCCUGCCCAAGUGCUGGAAGCUGACGGGCUUCCUGAGCCAGCAUUCUGGGCUCCAACCCCAUCCCUGGCCGACAGCCCGGAUGGCUCUGUUUACAGUGAGGCGAGGGACCGGCCAUACGGCUUGGUGUCCAUCGACACAGUGACCGUGCUGGAUGCAGAGGGGCCGUGCGCCUGGCCCUGCAGCUGUGAGGAUGAUGCUUAUCCAGACCUGAAUCUGGACUCCGCCCUGGAGCCCAGCCUGGGUGCCGAGGACCCACUGUUGGGCGCAGGGGCCACAGUCCUCUCCUGUGGCUGCGUCUCGGUUGGCAGCCCCACCAGGCUGGGCAGCUUCCUGGACAGGCUCAACUUGCCCUUGGCAGCCACAGAGGGCUGGACCCCGGAGCCGCCCUGGGGCAGUGGGUUGCUUGAGACGGCCUUCGACAGUGAGGCAGGAUCACCCCAGACGGCCCUGGACAUGGACACGUUCGACAGCGGCUUUGCGGGGUCCGACUGUGGUAGCCCUGUGGAGUGUGGCUUCACCAGCCCUAAGGACGAGGGCCCCCCGAGGAGCUAUCUGCGCCAGUGGGUGGUCAUGGCGCCUCCACCCUCAGUGCCUGGGCCCCAGGCCAGCUAA
This is a messenger RNA of Chrysochloris asiatica (Cape golden mole), 1914 nucleotides long. RefSeq names its product interleukin 21 receptor (gene IL21R). Gene Ontology annotation, cellular component: membrane; external side of plasma membrane. The coding region runs from base 1 to 1914 and encodes 637 amino acids. Gene Ontology annotation, molecular function: cytokine receptor activity; protein binding. NCBI's taxonomy places the organism in Eukaryota, Metazoa, Chordata, Mammalia, Afrosoricida, Chrysochloridae. The record is from RefSeq and is a predicted model, not a curated record. The transcript has 10 exons. Gene Ontology annotation, biological process: immunoglobulin mediated immune response; cytokine-mediated signaling pathway.